Molecule: messenger RNA, 3574 nt
Organism: Chelmon rostratus (copperband butterflyfish)
Lineage: Eukaryota; Metazoa; Chordata; Actinopteri; Chaetodontiformes; Chaetodontidae
Gene: loxl3b
Product: lysyl oxidase-like 3b
Exons: 16
Coding region: 217-2616 (799 amino acids)
Biological process (GO): peptidyl-lysine oxidation
Cellular component (GO): membrane
Molecular function (GO): copper ion binding; protein-lysine 6-oxidase activity
Source: RefSeq, a predicted model, not a curated record
AAGGAGUAAUUGGCUGCUAGGUGGACCACUGCCCCGCAAACUGGACCCGUGUUUGAUGGAGGAGAUGAUUUAGCAUAAGUAUCGGGAUAUUAAUUUACCUUUUGUCUUCGGGGGGAAGAGUUUAUCAACCUCUGGAUCGCCAAAAUUUAGGACCCAGCUGCCCCUCUCCAUUUGAACCGUUAUAACCUCCUCAUACUAGAACCUGAAGCUGAAAUAAUGGAGAAGUCAAGAUGCAGGAAACAGUUAGCAUUCAGCCUUCUGUUUGGGUUGUGGUUUACCUGCUGUUUGGCCCAGACUACACCGUCAAACACAGCCACGCCGGCGCCCACGCCAUCCCCGUCCCCCAAGCCCCAGACCGAAAGGAUAAAGAUCAGACUGACUGGAUACCCACGUAAACACAACGAAGGUCGGAUAGAGCUUUUCUACAAGGGAGAGUGGGGAACCAUCUGCGAUGACGACUUCUCAAUAGCUAACGCCAACGUGCUCUGUCGCCAGUUGGGCUUCGUCUCGGCCACAGGAUGGACCCACAGUGCUAAAUAUGGCAAGGGCCAAGGGAAAAUCUGGCUGGACAACGUCCUGUGUAACGGAGGUGAGAAGAGCAUUGAAUUCUGCAAGUCUCGUGGAUGGGGCAACAGUGACUGCACUCAUGAUGAGGAUGCAGGAGUGGUGUGCAAAGACGAGAGGAUUCCUGGCUUUGUGGACUCAAAUGUUAUUGACGCUCAUGUCGAUGAGAACAAGGUGGAGGAGGUGCGACUCCGGCCCGUGGUUGCCUUGGCCAAGAAGAGGCUGCCCAUCACAGAGGGCGUGGUGGAGGUGAAACACAAAGACGGCUGGGCACAGAUCUGCGACCUGGGGUGGACGAUAAAAAACACACGUGUGGUCUGCGGUAUGCUGGGAUUCCCACAUGAGAAGAAAGUCAACAAGAACUUCUACAAACGUCUGAAAAAGCGAGCGGCUGAGAAGGUCUCCAGGCCAAAGGUUAAUGUUUCAGCCGGUGGAAGGCCGACAUCCAAAGCUAAAGCUAACGCUAAGUCUAAACAGAGCAGCCCUGGCAAAAGGUUGUAUUUGGAGCGUCAGAAGAGCUACUUCCACGUUCACUCUGUGGCGUGCACGGGCACAGAGGUCCACCUGGCAGCCUGCCCCCUGGAGUUCAGCAAGCCAAACGCGACAUCGACCUGCGCCGGCGGCACGGCGGCUGUGGUCAGCUGCAUGCCGGGGCCCCUCUUCAUGCAGAGCAGUGCCAUAAAAAAGAAACUUAAAACUUCGAGCAACGUGAGGCUGAAGGGAGGUGCCAGGGUGGGCGAGGGUCGGGUGGAGGUGCUGAAAAACAACGAAUGGGGAACGGUGUGCGAUGAUCGCUGGAACCUGCAGUCAGCCAGCGUCGUCUGCAGGGAGCUCGGCUUCGGCAGCGCCAAGGAGGCUCUCACCGGAGCCCGUAUGGGACAAGGAAUGGGUCCGAUCUACAUGAACGAGGUGAAGUGCCUCGGACAGGAGAAAUCCAUCUGGAACUGCCCCUUUAAAAACAUCACAUCGGAGGACUGCCAGCACAUGGAGGACGCGGCUGUCCGCUGCAACGUGCCCUACCUGGGCCUCGAGAACUCGAUCCGACUCACAGGAGGACGGACCCGUUACGAGGGCCGUGCGGAGGUGCUGAGCACAGACUCUAAUGGGACGCAGAGCUGGGGUCUAAUCUGUGGAGAGACCUGGACCACCAAUGAGGCCACGGUGGCCUGCAGGCAGCUGGGCUUGGGCUACGCCAACCAGGGCCUGCAAGAAACCUGGUACUGGGACAGCAGCAAUGUGACGGAGAUGGUGAUGAGCGGUGUGAAGUGCACGGGCAGCGAGAUGUCUCUGAGUCAGUGCCAGCAUCACAAAACCGUCAGCUGCCAGAAGUCUGCAGCAAAGUUUGCAGCAGGAGUCAUCUGUUCUGAAACGGCCUCUGACCUCGUCCUGAACGCCUCUCUGGUCCAGCAGACGGUUUACAUCGAGGAUCGCCCUCUGCACAUGCUCUACUGUGCUGCCGAGGAGGACUGCCUGUCCAAAUCUGCAGCCAAGGCCAACUGGCCCUACGGACACCGACGCCUGCUCCGCUUCUCCUCCCAGAUCCACAACAUCGGUCGGGCUGACUUCAAGCCAAAGGCUGGGCGGCACUCGUGGGUCUGGCACGCCUGCCAUGGCCACUACCACAGCAUGGAUAUUUUCACCCACUAUGAUCUGCUGAACGCCAACGGUACCAAAGUGGCGGAGGGACACAAAGCCAGUUUCUGCCUGGAGGACACAGAUUGUCAAGAGGGUGUUUCUAAGCGGUACGAAUGUGCCAACUUUGGCGAUCAGGGCAUCACUGUGGGCUGCUGGGAUUUAUACCGUCACGACAUCGACUGCCAGUGGAUCGACAUCACGGACGUCAAACCUGGAAACUACAUUUUUCAGAUUGUGAUCAAUCCAAAUCACGAGGUGCCUGAGAGCGACUUCACCAACAACGGCAUGAAAUGCAACUGCAAAUAUGACGGACAUCGAAUCUGGCUCCAUAACUGUCACACUGGUGAUGCGUUCAGUGAGGAGGCAGAGAGGAGGUUUGAGAAAUACCCCGGGCAGCUGAAUAACCAGGUUUCUUAAUCAACAAUCACAUUAACAACAACAUGAGAGCCAAAGUGGGGGUUUAAAGAGUAAAAACACACCUCAUUAGCUCAAAAGGAAAGACACGAACCCGUAGUUUUCAAUGGAUUCCGCAACAUAUCUCAGAUAAUGGAGUCAUAGAAGAAGCCAGCAGUAUUUUUACUCUGCUAAAUGUCGUAUGUCUGAGUUAUUAUACUUGAAUAUUCAAGUGUUUUCGUUCUGGAGUUUCUUUUCUCAGUCUAAUGUGAGCUAAUGCUAUAUUUUCUAUCACAAAGGAGGAUUUUAUAAAGUCAGUCUGUGUAUGAUUCAUGUACAGCCUUCUAUUGAAUGUUCUGAGUUAUGAAUGAGGUAUUUUUUUAUAACCAGUGUUUGUUUGUACUGGGAGCAGGCUGGUUCAGAACUACCUGAGCUGUUAGCAUCAAUUACAGCACAUUUAAAGAGCAGAGGCAUGAACGGGAACAAAGGCAGCUCUGUGCAGCUCUUACUGGUCUUGAGUGCAGCUUCAUACUGGGUAUUAUGGACAGACGAGGCGGACUGUCCCGUUUUUAAAAACCUGCAGGUGCAUCAGAGGAUAAUUCACUCUGAUAAUGAACAUGGUGCUCAAGAGAAAACAUUUUCACAUCAAUCCCUGUUCAGUUUUCUGCCAUCUUUGUUCACUGAAAUGGUUUUGCUUCGAGUCAUAACACUAUUUUGUGAAUGUAUUUAUUGCUAAUAUCAAGGUGCUCAAGAACAACACUUGUUCAUUAGCAUUAUUGUAAGUUUGAAGGGCUUUGGAACAAGUUCGAAGCCACCUUUAGCUUUAGUCUGUAUGUAUUAAUAAUAGUCAUUUAGAGUCAGAGCAUAGAUGUUAUUGGGCAAAGACAAAAAACGGCAAUUACCCUCAAGGAUAGCUGUAUGUAUGCUGAUGUAAUCACACCCGCUGCACCAAAUAAAAAGGAGAGGAAUAAUAACUGUGCUG